CUCUUUCUCUGAUUUUUGUUAUUUAAGCUUUAUAAACCAUUAAUCUGAUCAGUAGACUUCAGUAUUGGGUGUAUUCUCUUGAAUUUGUGUGAAAAAAACCAAGAAACUAUUGACCCUUUGUAUGAAAUACUCGUUUGGAUCACUUCUUUGUGCAUAUGUGUUUGUGAAAAAAAUCUUCAGGAAAAAAAUCGAAAUGUUCGAAUUGUCAUUUGUUUGUGCUCUGUUUUAUCCUCAAAAUUAGAGAUUCUUCACUUGUCAAAUAAUGGGUGAAGUUCCUUCUUUGUUUACCUUGUGCAUGGAUGCAAUUAGAAAAGAAAUUGUUCAAGGGAAUGAUCUUCUGCCAUACAUAUAUGGACUACCGUCGGACUUGUUUGAUGGCUUGUUGAUGCACUUACCCCCAUUGGCCUUGCAAAUGAUACAGGAAGAAAUGCUAUUGAAUAACUGGGAUGACCAUGAAUCUGCCAGUGAUUGCAUUAAAAAUCGUCGAAAACGUAAAAGAUAUCUGAAUUUUGAGACAGCAUGGAGGACAUUAUAUAAGUCACGUUGGCCCAGUCUUGUCCAGCAGAACCAACCAGUGAAUUGGUUGGCAAAACAGGAUGCAGCAAAUUGUGAAUUGACAGAUGACUGGCAGCAGAUGUACUGGGAAACACAUCUACAGAAUUGCCUAGAUGGAGCAGCAGAGGUAGCUUUACUACCAUCUUUCGAUGGAUGUAUUGGCGAAUUAGAAAUUUCAGAUGUCAUAACAAAAUCUAUUGGUUACGAGGUGCACAUGAAUCAUUCAACAUGUGACUACUCAAAGUUGUCUACUCAUUGCCAAAAGUUUGGGUUGUAUGCAAGAUUUCUGAGACUUCAAAAUGUGCUUUGCACUGCAGAAAUUUGUCAUUUGUUUAGGAACAGUAAGUUGCAAGGACUGGAAUUGCGGUGGAUCAAGUCGAAAGAGCAUGUUGAGGGAUUAUGCGAACUUCUGAACCAGAACAGUGAAUCAUUAACAUCACUUAAGUUCAUUCAUUGCAAGCUCUCUUCAACUUUUGUGGAUGCAAUUUGUGAUUCACUAUGCAUCAAGGGUCUUCAAACACAUGGAAUACAGCACUUCUCAAUCAAGACAUCAAGCUUUCUUGAAACUAAUCCAUUAUCAUUUCCUGUUGGACUAGCAUCUUUUUUGGCAUCGGGAAGGUCUCUGUCGUCGUUAAGUUUCUGUGAUGACUGCCUUGGGCAAAAGUUUGCAAAAAUGGUCUUUAAUACCCUACUUGAUGCAUCGGCUAGACUAACCAUCCUCGAUCUUUCUGAAAACAAUAUUUCCGGCUGGCUUUCUCAUUUAAAAUGGAGAUCCUCAAGUUGCUCCCAGUUUUCUUUAGAAACAAGCAAGUCAUUGCAGUCAUUGCGUGUGCUCAAUCUAAGGGGAAAUAAUUUAUGCAAAGAUGAUGUUGACAGUCUUAAAUAUGCUCUGGUUCAUAUGCCAAAUUUGGAGAUUCUGGAUAUAAGUGACAAUCCAAUUGAAGAUGAUGGAAUCAGGAGUUUAAUCCCCUGCUUUGUUGAGAUGUCUGAAAGACACUUCCACUUGGCUGAUUUGAAAUUGGAAAACUGUGACCUUUCUUGCAAUGGAGUGAGUCAACUUUUAGAAGUUCUCUCAACCUUAAGCAAACCUUUGAAUUCUCUUUCUAUUAGAGAUAAUGACCUUGGCAGCAAAGUGGGGGCAUCUUUGGCAAAAUAUUUGGGAACAGGUAUUCAAGCCCUUGAUAUUGAAGAUAUUGGACUUGGUUCAUCUGGCUUUCUCAAAGUACAGAAAGAAAUUAUUAUGGAGUUGAAGCUUGUCUACAUCAAUAUAAGCAAAAAUCGUGGUGGGAUUGAAACGGCAAAGUUUGUGUCCAAGCUCAUUUCAUGUGCUCCAGAGCUUAUUGCAAUCGAUGCUGGGUAUAAUUUUAUGCCUGUGGAAUCAUUGUCAGACAUAUGCUCUGCCUUGAAAGUUGCAAAAGGGAAACUUGAGCAUCUGGAUUUGACGGGAAAUGCUUGGUGUGAUCAAUCUAUUGAUGCUGCUAUGUUGGCUGGAUUUCAAAUCAAUGGAAAACCCAUUUUGGUGCUUCCGUCAAUGCCUCCCUCAAAUGCACCAUAUGAUGAUGACCCUUAGAAACAAUUAAUCCACCGAGAUACGCGGCAAAAUUUAUCUUGUCAAGUCGCUGAGGUAAUGCAGGUGUUUGCAACGAAUGUCUGGGUAACAAAUUUGUUGUAUCAUUUUCUUUCGCUAUAUCAGGUUUGUAUCAUUAUUUACUUUGUAAUUUUGUCAAUUCAUGGUGUCUGUUAGCAAGGUUGGUUUAAAUAUUAGUUGGAGGCUUUUUUAGUAAUAUUUUCUUCACAAUUUGUAUAUCUAUAUUUAGUUAAGAAAUCUGAUCUGUAUUCUUUUUUUUCUUGGUAUGAACUUUCCUGUAGUGUAGAACAGGAAUUGUCCAUUUCAUUCAGUAGUCAAUAGAUUCAGUAAAGUCGUAGCUUAAUACUUCACCGUUAUGCUGUGUUUAUGUUCAGUUACAUAUUAAAUUGGUUUUGAAGUCA
Messenger RNA from Cornus florida, 2544 nucleotides. RefSeq lists its product as uncharacterized. Lineage: Eukaryota; Viridiplantae; Streptophyta; Magnoliopsida; Cornales; Cornaceae. The transcript has 17 exons. The record is from RefSeq and is a predicted model, not a curated record. Bases 263 to 2125 code for a protein of 620 amino acids. Gene Ontology annotation, molecular function: protein binding.